Linum trigynum is the source of this 2577-nucleotide messenger RNA. Lineage: Eukaryota; Viridiplantae; Streptophyta; Magnoliopsida; Malpighiales; Linaceae. The record is from the annotation of a GenBank genome assembly.
GUAACUACAGUGUCAUAUUCGAUUCUUAUUAACGGCUCCCCAUCAGAGUACAUUAGACCCUCAAGAGGACUAAGACAAGGAGAUCCCCUAUCGUCUCUCCUUUUUGCUAUCUGUGCCGAGGGAUUUUCUAGCAUGAUUAGGAAAGCUACCUCAGUAGGAUACCUUGAAGGAGUCAGAAUCCAGCCUAGCUGCCCGGUAAUUUCCCAUCUUUUUUUCGCAGACGACUCAUACCUAUUCUUGUCAGCCUCACAGGAGUACUGUAUGUCUCUCCUUUCCCUACUACGGGCUUAUGAGGAGUUGAGCGGCCAACGAAUAAACUUAAAUAAAUCAGCUGUCCUUUUCAGCCACAACACAGACCCUUCUCAUGCUCAAAUUAUGGGUUCUCAAUUGGGUGUUGGAACCAUAGGAGAACACGACUCUUACCUAGGUCUACCAGCCAUCUUAUCUAAAUCAAAGAGGGAUACAUUCCAGUUCAUGGAGGAGAAACUCAUUAAGAAGUUGCAAGGGUGGAAACAACGUUCCCUUUCAAAAGCGGGGAAAGACACUCUUAUUAGAACAUCGGCCACUAUUAUACUAGUUUUAGGAAUGUCAUGUUUCAAGCUCCCCAAGGAAAACUAUAGACGAUUAAACAGCCAUGUCGCAAAGUUUUGGUGGGGUACGGCUCAAAAUUUAGAUCACCCAAUCCACUGGUUAUCCUGGAAAAGCUUUGCUCACAGCAAGUUCCAUGGAGGUCUUGGAUUUAGGGACUUUGAAGCCUUCAAUCAAGCAUUGCUAGCCAAACAAUGUUGGCGAAUAUGGACCAAUCCAACUUCACUCCUUUCCCAGAUUUAUAAGGGUCGAUACUUUACCCAAUGUUCGGUGUUGGAAGCAUCAAUCGGAUCAAACCCUUCGUGGGGUUGGAGAAGUCUACUCUUUGGAAGAGAUCUGCUCCUCCAGGGAUUAAGGUGGCAAAUAGGCAAUGGACAAAGAACUCGGGCGUUCAUUGAUAGCUGGGUUCCGGGGGAUAAACCCCUAAUCCCGAUUACACGACCCCACAUUCAAAAUGGAUCUCCUAUGGUAUCUUACUUUAUAAAAGAAGGUCGAGGGGAAUGGGACGUUCCAAAACUUCAAAAUUGCUUUGAACCUCACUCUGUUGAUCUCAUAAGGAGAAUUCCUCUCCCUCGUCUCUCGCAGCAAGACAUUAGAGUGUGGCACUAUUCCAAGGAUGGUAAAUAUACAGUCAAAUCGGGUUAUCACUUAGCUUUGGAAAGAAUAUUAGCUCCAAGUCGAAAACCGAUAGUGCAAAUCAUUGACCCCCCUAUUUGGAAAAAGACUUGGAACAUCCAAGUUUAGCCUAAACUCAAAUUCUUCAUAUGGCAAUGCCUCAAAGUCAUACUCCCCACAGUAGUAGCCCUUCAAUCUCGUGGAGUUAAUUGUUCUAACUGAUGCCCUGUCUGCUAGAGACAUCGAGAAAGUAUCGAACAUUUAUUUUUCAGAUGCCCCCUAGCCAUCAGAUUGUGGUCUUUAGUGGGAUUGAGCAACUUUAUUGAGACCGCCCAGAUUAUUAAUUUUAGUCUAUGGUGGCGACAUGUCAUGGUCUCUGAGACCUCCCCAUUCCACAUUCUCCAAUGCGUCUGUUUACUUUGGAGAAUCCGGAAGUCUAGAAAUGUGGUGACCUUUGAAUUUACCCAACCUCAUAUCCAUUCUUCAGCCAGACAGUUCUACAACCAGGUCCUCGAAUUUUCCAGUCUCCUUCCUCCCCCUCCACCCCGCAGCUCCAUCCUCCCAUCCUUGUCCGCCUCUUCUUGGGUUCCUCCACCGGAAGGCUUUUUGAAGGUCAAUGUCGACGCAGCGGUUAGUGCCUCCGGAUGCUCGUCUGGGCUUGUUUUCCAGGGCUCAGACGGGCAUGUGAGGUUGGCGAUCGGAUUACAGCAUCAAGGAAUAGUCAACCCUUAUCUGGCUGAGCUUCUUGCUUUUAGGGAUGCUAUCUCCUUUGUAGCCUCAAGAUCCUUAUCUCACGUGAUAGUCGAAGGCGACUCUGAAGUGGUUGUCAACCAAGUCCGUCAAGGCAUCUUAGAAGACUCGGUGGGUGGUUCGGUGCUUCGAGAGUGUCUCCAGAUUCUUAGCUCUUUUUCUGCUUGUAUAGAGUUUAGGGCAGUACUUAGAUCCGCCAACAGUGCGCCCAUAGAGUGGCGCGUAAAGCACUGCUUUUGUCUCCUGUAGAGCUAGAAUCUUUUGAUUUCUUGGGGGUAGCUUCAGUAGAGUCUUUUUGGGGUCCUGGGUAGAAUUGUAAGCUUAACUAUUUCUUCUUAUUGAUAUCACUCAGAAAAAAAAGUGGUACCGGGUGCACAAAUAAUAGAGUUCAGUGGUACCCGACGCCCUAUUCAAAUUUAAAUGAUAUGUUUGCCCCAACUCUCAAACUUCAGUGGUACUCAAGGUAUUUUACCCGCGAGUUUCCAGUAUAAGCUCGACCCGACUUGACGCGAAGUCUGGCACGUUGGUCGCACGCACCUGAUGUAUUUUUGGGCUAUAUUACAAUUUAACCCACCUGUAGGGGUUUUCAAAUGGUUACCGUGGUAAUAAACAAACUAGUUAAGC